UGGCGGUUGAGGGUGGUGGUCGGAUCUUUCCCCCUCCAAAACCCACCCUCUCAUCUUUAAUUGGAAUCAGAAUCAUUUUACACAGGCUUUGCUGCUGAAACAAACAAAGCUAGAAAUAAACAUAUACAUAUCGGACCGUAAGUGCACUUAAUUGAUAGCAAGAAGGACCAGUAGUGCACCAUGGAAAAGAAUGGGGAUCGUUUUGUGUCUGUACUAAAAUAUAACGACUAUUUUAGACACUUUAUGGGAAUGUGCAACAGUAUUUAAAUAUCCCAGUAACACACACACACACACACCUGUGAAACUCUAUUUUAACCAUAAGAUGGGGCUCAGAUUGCACACACUCUCUCUACACUUCUCGUCUAUUACAACAACCGGGACGUUGAAGUCUAGAGAUUGCAGUGCCUUGUGUACAAACAUUUAUCCAACUGUUUCUACCAAGUCAAAAGAAUCUGCUAGCAGAGUGCUCAAGGUAUCUUCCGCGCUUGCAGAAACAGCAGCAUCUGUUGCAGUGGCUGCUACAGUUGUGGGGGCUGCAGCAACUAUUCUUGUAAGGAGAAAUAAAGCUUCCAAAGCAGUUGAGGCCCUGCCGAGAAUAUGUGAGGACUGUGGUGGCUCUGGAGUUUGUGUAGAAUGCAGAGGGGAAGGAUUUGUGCUAAGAAAGAUGUCCGAUGAAAAUGCAGAGAGAUUAAGACUGAUGGCAAAGAAUGCAGCUACCAGAUAUACAGCAGGGCUUCCCAAAAAGUGGAGCUACUGUAUGAAAUGCAAUGCUGCCCGAUCCUGUAGCUCAUGUGGCGGUGUUGGCAAGUUGUAGUACUAAUUGUUCAAUUUUCCAUAUGAAACUUUAUCCAGUUGUGUCACGGUUUGUUCAUCUGAAAAACUUUGUCCAUUGUUCUUUUCGAACAUAGUCUUCAUGUCAUUGUGGUAGAGAUUUAUGUCCAUUUUCAAAAUCGUCUGAGUUACCACGUCCUGAUUUCGGUGGCCGCUGCUGCCGCCGCCAGAAGGCAGACGCUGCAGGAUUCCAGUGGCCACCCGCAUCAUCAUUACUGCAGCCGCCACGUUGUGCAGCCACAUGCUGACGAAGAAUGUGGUGGCACAGAUCCCGAGGAGGAGUGGUGGGUUGAGUGGGUCCCCUCAGAAUAAUAGUGUGAUCUGUAAUUAAGCAUAUAUAUAUGGACCAUUAAUGUAUUAAUGUUAAAUAAUUAAAGCAAAAUAUUAAACUUAAUUGU
This is a messenger RNA of Capsicum annuum, 1229 nucleotides long. RefSeq lists its product as uncharacterized. NCBI's taxonomy places the organism in Eukaryota, Viridiplantae, Streptophyta, Magnoliopsida, Solanales, Solanaceae. The record is from RefSeq and is a predicted model, not a curated record. Bases 323 to 814 code for a protein of 163 amino acids. The transcript is spliced from 4 exons.